AUGGAAAGGGAAGAAAGGCCAUCACGAGAAUGGGCAAUCUGUAGUUGUCAAUGGGAAGAGCCAAGUGCGAAUGAGUCUACGAAAAAUUCUCUGCCUGCUGUUGGUGUGGAAAAUGCUAUGAUAAACAGUAAGGAAACAAAGGGGGCAGUGGAGGAUUUGGUUACGUUGGAAUUAAAUCCUCCGUCCGAGUCGAUGGGUGAUGUUCUGGUACUUGUAAUAGAAGACCCAAUAGUGCUAGUGGAUCCUGAGAAUGAAAAUCCAUUGGUGCUUGACCGGGUUGGUGACUUGAUGAUACUUACGAAACCAGAGGGUGCAAACGAUCAGGUCGAUGACAUGAUGGAGAGGACUUGCUUGUUCGAAAAUAUAGUUUCGGAGCCGGAGCUAGACAUUCAAUUAGAGGUAUUCAAUCAGGAGAAAGAAUACCUUAUGGAGUCCAAGGCCAAUGAAGAGAGACGCUUCCUUUGGGACGAUCUCAACAUUAAUAAUGUGGGGUUGGACCCUUGUGUCUUUGUGGAUGAUUUUAAUAUUAUAAGAAAUAAUUCAGAAAGGAUGAGAGGUAGGCCUCAACCUAGUAUGACUAUGGAGGAUUUUAAUAAUUGGAUCCAUCAAGGGGGUCUUAUGGAAAUGGCUACGAAAGGGAGUGCUUUUUCCUGGUGUAAUGGGCAAUCGGGGCUAGCUCAUCCUUGGGCGCGGCUUGAUCUUGCUCUCAUGGAUAGUUCUUUUCUUGCUUUGUUUCCUAAUGCUAUUUGUUCAUAUAUGUCGCGUUCUACUUCAGAUCAUACUCCCAUGUUCAUUGAAUUUAUGAAAGAUCCUUUCUCUUAUGGCCUAGCUCUGUUCUGUUUCCAACAGAUGUGGGUGGAUCACCAUGAUUUUUUGGACUGUGUUCGGACAGCAUGGGAUGUUCAUGUGGACGGAUCAGCUAUUUAUAUUUUGACUAGAAAAUUAAAGCAGACAAAGGUGGCACUUCGGGAAUGGAAUAAAAGGGUCUUUGGUCAUACUUUGAGUUGUAUUGAUGCUCUUGAAAAACAGGUUGAGGAGAUUGAGCAACAACUUCAAUUAAAUUGGGAGGAUAAAUUGGAGAGCAAAUUACAUGAGAGUGCACCGAGUCCUAAUGGGUUUGGUUCAGAUUUCUAUAAGACAUGUUGGGAGGUGGUUAAAGCUGAUGUGUGGAAAGCAGUUUUGGAAUUCUUCAUGUCAAAACACCUUCCUAAGUUCUUUACGGCUUCAUAUUUGGUUUUAGUACCUAAGGUGGAGUUGCCUACAGGUCUAUUGCCUCGUCUAAUUUCUUUGGAGCAAGGUUCCUUUAUUCCUGGAGGAAGCAUCUUUGAAAACAUUCGUCUCACCCAGGAAAUGGUUCAAUCUAUUAAUGAAAGAAUCCAUGGCGGUAAUAUUAUGUUGAAAGUGGAUAUGGCGAAAGCUUGUGAUCGCGUGGCCUGGGCUUUUCUUAUUACAGUCUUGCGUAGGUUUGGAUUUUCUUCUCAAUUCUGUGAUUUGCAAGAUGUACUAUCCCGGCUGAUCCAUGGCAGUGUGCGAGAGCAUAAGUUUGGGCUUUCUUCUCAGGCCCGAGGUAUGCCUAUUGUUUCUCAUUUGAUGUAUGCUAAUGAUGUUAUGAUAUUUUCCAAUGGAAGUCAGAGGUCGGCUCGAGUUCUUCAGCAAAUUCUGAGCCAAUAUGAGAGGUUCCCAAAUUACCAUCUCUCCAAGAUCCACAGGUUGAUGAGUUCUUUCUUUCGAAGAGAAUCUAAUGGGCGAGAUAAUAGAAAAUGGCUGGCGUGGAAACAUAUUUGCAAACUUGUGGAAGAAGGGGGGCUCGAGUUACAGGCUCUUCAAGAUGUUCAGAAAGCCUUACAUAUGCAUUUUGCUUGGAACCUUAUUCAAGAGCUUGGAAACAGAAUUUUGGGACUUGGUUCAGGCGUGCUAGCUCAUCUUCGCAGGUGGGAUUUAUUGUGGGCAUCAUGCCCAUCAUUGUUACUUGGUGCUUAUGGAGAAGAAGAUGUUUUGCUUGGAUGA
Messenger RNA from Juglans microcarpa x Juglans regia, 2007 nucleotides. RefSeq lists its product as uncharacterized. The coding region runs from base 1 to 2007 and encodes 668 amino acids. NCBI's taxonomy places the organism in Eukaryota, Viridiplantae, Streptophyta, Magnoliopsida, Fagales, Juglandaceae. The transcript has 8 exons. The record is from RefSeq and is a predicted model, not a curated record.